Molecule: messenger RNA, 2774 nt
Organism: Xenopus laevis (African clawed frog)
Lineage: Eukaryota; Metazoa; Chordata; Amphibia; Anura; Pipidae
Gene: lzts2.L
Product: leucine zipper, putative tumor suppressor 2 L homeolog
Exons: 7
Coding region: 447-2498 (683 amino acids)
Biological process (GO): cell division; negative regulation of Wnt signaling pathway; negative regulation of canonical Wnt signaling pathway
Cellular component (GO): centrosome; cytoplasm; midbody
Source: RefSeq, a predicted model, not a curated record
GUGUUGCCAAUGGGGAGGAGACAGGGGGUUGUCGGAGAGACUUUGCUUGUAGCAGGACUCUGUGAUCUAGGACAGCUGUGCCGACAAUGAGAAGUGUCGCUGCUGUCUCGGUACAAGCCAAGGAAAGCGACAAAAAAGGUCCCGGAGAGAAAGUGAGGUGCUACUCUUAAACUAAUCGCUGCGACUUCCUAGGAUUUUGGAAUAAGCGUUGCCUGUGGAGCAGAACUUCGUGCCUUGGAAAGCGAUCUCCAGCCAAGCUUGGAGAUGAAAUGAAGGAAGCUGUUUAAUGUUGGAGAUCAGAUUGAAUGGUUAAAGGCUCCAUUCAUGACCAAGUUUUUCUUCAGCAUCUGCUACAAAUGAAUGGCAACAAAUACGUUUCUGUCUGACCAUCGACAGCUUGAUAUCAAGUGGUUUAUGCAGUCCCCUGUAUUCAGAUCAUCUAUACUAUGGCUGCUGUGCAAGCUCUUCCAUUAUCCAUUGACCAAAACGCCGAGGUCGGUGGUAGCCAAAGCCAUACAAACACAAGGUCACCUGUCACGGAAAACAUUAUGGGAAGCGUCAGCAGCUUAAUCUCUGGGAGGACAUACCAUGAUAAGCAAUGCAAGGCCUCAGAAUUCAGCAGCAAGUGCCGGAAACCUACCAACAUGCCAAACUGUUUUAAACAACAAGAGGGGCUCAUAAAAAAUAAUUAUAGCUCACAGGAUCCUCUAUUUGGUGGGCUCCCUACAAAGAAACCCUGUUCUACUACCUCUGGAAAUAAUGGGAAUUAUGUCUAUGUCAAUGAUGACUUCAAAGAGGAAUGGCAUGAAGCAAAAGUACCAAUCAGCCCCUCUAGCGAUGCUGACGAUAUUCGGGAAGAGAGAUCCCACAAUGGGAACAUAAGAGGACCUCCACCCAAGCUCAUUCCAGUUUCGGGCAAAUUAGAAAAGAACGUAGAAAAGACUUUAAUAAAACCUACAGCUUUCAAACCAGUAGUGCCGAAGAAGCGUAAUUCCUCACUGCAGUACCUUGUUCAGCGCAAUGGAGGGCCAGGACUUUCAGAAAGUCAGAGCAGCCUAAAUCUUCUGUUCAACGGGAAUUCAGCAGGGAUCCCAGAAAAGCACAACUCCUUGAGCUGUCGGAACAGCGCGCAUUCUGGCACCAUGUCAGACUCUGGACGCACGUCCUUGUCGAGCCUUCCAACCUACAGCACCAACUGUAGUCACCAGCUAGACCCAGUCGGUGUUUCUAUGAGCCACAUUAAUCUGGAUAAUCACAGUAACAUCAAUGGGUAUUCAGAUCGAGCAUCCAGGGGUCGGACUCGUCCUUCAAACUCAGACAGUGGGCGCUCUUCAUCUAGCAAGAGCACUGGCUCACUGAGUGGCAGGGGGAACCCAUCCUCUGACAGCGGCUCCUGUGACCGCUCCCCGAUCUUGAACGAUGAGAUUCUGAUUAGAGAGCUGGAGGAUAAAUUAAAGGACAGGGAGAUGGAGCUUCAGCAACUAAAAGAAAAUCUGGAUGAAAACGAAGCUGCCAUUUGCCAGGUUUAUGAGGAAAAGCAGAAGAGGUGUGAGCAGGAAAUGGAGGAGUUGCGGCAGAGUUGCGCUCUGAAAACGAAGCAGGCAGCCCAAAAGGCUCAGCGGCUCCAACAGGUUCUUCAGCUACAAAUAUUCCAACUGCAGCAGGAGAAGAAGAAACUGCAAGAGGAUUUCUCCCAGUUACUGCAGGAAAGGGAGCUGCUAGAGAAGCGAUGUGCCUUGUUUGAGAGAGAACAGACAGAGUUUGGGCCGCGCCUAGAGGAGACCAAGUGGGAGGUUUGCCAGAAAUCCGGUGAAAUAUCAUUGCUGAAGCAACAGUUGAAGGACUCCCAAGCUGAGCUUGUACAGAAAUCAAAUGAAAUACUACUUCUCCGGUCUCAGGUCCGAGAGGUGCGAUCUGACCUCCAGAUCAGUGAAGAGCAGGUGCAGGAGCUCCAGGACACGGCUCACACCAAGACACUGGAGCUAGAGGUGUGCGAGAAUGAGCUUCAGCGCAAGAAGAACGAAGCUGAGUUGUUGCGAGAGAAAGUCAGCAAGUUAGACCAAGAAGUGGCCAAUCUAAGGGAAGCAGCUGUAGCCAGCCUACGCCAUGGACUAUGCCUUUGCCAUGAGAAGGAGGACCCUUUCUUAUUAUAUGAAAGUGAUGAGGCCAAAGCCCAGCGUCAGAAUGCAAACAACCUGCAGGGCUUGCAGCAGUAUGUGGAGCGUCUCAGGGAAGCCCUAGCAAGCGAACGCAGAAGAUAUCAGGAGCAAGCAGAAAGCUUUGAAGAUGAGCGGAGGAUAUGGCAAGAGGAAAAAGAGAAGGUGAUACGAUAUCAAAAACAGCUGCAACAUAACUAUAUCCAGAUGUACCAACAGAACCGUGAGCUGGAGAGGGACAUUAAGCAGCUGACCUUAGAACUUGAGGCAAGAGAGCUGGAUGAGUUUGACUUGCACGGGGCUGAAAUUCAGUUUGAGGAAAUUACAGCUACAGAGAUCUAAAGCCAAUGAAUAUGCAGAGCUACCACAAUUGCCUUUAUACACACACCUACAACAUUCCAGCCAAGGCUUUUGCCAAAACUCAACUCAACUCAAGCUCUUCCGUACGACUUGCUGUGGUAAUAACCAUAUUCAACGUUUUCACACCGAACCAUAGGUUCAUGGACUGCACGUUAACACUACAUGCAUCUUUAAAUGGCAGAUCUUGAACACUGAAUUUGAUCCAAAAUAUAGUAUUAAGGAGCCAUGUAUAUAUAUAUAUGUAUGUGUGUGUAUAUA